This is a messenger RNA of Brassica oleracea var. oleracea, 531 nucleotides long. RefSeq names its product vacuolar-sorting receptor 3-like. Bases 1 to 531 code for a protein of 176 amino acids. Lineage: Eukaryota; Viridiplantae; Streptophyta; Magnoliopsida; Brassicales; Brassicaceae. The record is from RefSeq and is a predicted model, not a curated record. Gene Ontology annotation, molecular function: calcium ion binding. The transcript has 6 exons.
AUGGAGGUUGUUGGGUUGAUAAGAGAACCAAUAUUACAGCUUGCAGGGACACUUUCAGAGGAAGAGUGUGUCGAUGUCCCAUUGUUCAAGGUGUCAAGUUUUUGGGGGACGGUUACACACAUUGUGAAGAAUGAUCAUUUGAAAGGCUGCAAAUGUCCACCUGGAUUCAGCGGUGAUGGGUUCAAAAACUGCACAGAUGUUAACGAGUGCGAGGAGAAAACAGUGUGCCAGUGUCGCGGCUGCAAAUGCAAGAACACAUGGGGAAGCUAUGAUCAUUUGAAAGGCUGCAAAUGUCCACCUGGAUUCAGCGGUGAUGGGUUCAAAAACUGCACAGAUGUUAACGAGUGCGAGGAGAAAACAGUGUGCCAGUGUCGCGGCUGCAAAUGCAAGAACACAUGGGGAAGCUAUGAUCAUUUGAAAGGCUGCAAAUGUCCACCUGGAUUCAGCGGUGAUGGGUUCAAAAACUGCACAGGAGAAAACAGUGUGCCAGUGUCGCGGCUGCAAAUGCAAGAACACAUGGGGAAGCUAUGA